Saprolegnia parasitica CBS 223.65 is the source of this 303-nucleotide messenger RNA. Lineage: Eukaryota; Oomycota; Saprolegniomycetes; Saprolegniales; Saprolegniaceae. The record is from the annotation of a RefSeq genome assembly.
AUGUUUUUAUUUAAUAAUAUUUUAAUUAAUUUUAUUUUAUUUUGUCUAGGUUUAUUAGGUAUUAUCCUUAAUAGACAAAAUAUUCUUAUUAUACUUAUGUCAAUUGAAUUAGUUUUAUUAUCUAUAAAUCUAAAUUUCGUAUAUUUUUCUGUUUUUUUAGAUGAUAUUAUGGGACAAAUAUUUUCUCUAAUUAUUUUAACUGUAGCUUCGGCUGAAUCUGCUAUUGGUUUAGCAUUGAUGGUUUUAUUUUUUAAUAUUCAUGGUAAUAUUUCUAUAUAUAAAAUCCAUAUUUUAUCUUUAUAA